AUGGGCAAGGCUUGCUCUGCUGAGACAUACAAGGUAACAAAUGACAUACAUGUGAAGUCAGAUGAAGCCAAAAACAACAAAGGCCCUCAGCAUCCCACAGUGGUAUGUGAGUUUUGUGGGAAGGUUUGUAGUGUACGGCAAAUAGGAGCACACCGACAGACCCACUCCAGAGACAAACCUCACCACUGUAGUGCAUGUGGCAAGACGUUUAUCAGUAGUGCACAGCUCAACUCUCACUCAAGGACUCACAGCACCCUGAAGGAAUUCAAGUGUCAGUCUUGUGGAAAAGUGUUUGCAUUAAACAAACGGUUACAAAUCCACAUGAAGUGUCACAGUGAGGAGCGCCCAUAUGCAUGUGAUAUUUGUAACAAACGGUUCAAGCGUUCCUACUAUCUUGUUGAUCACAAGCGAAUUCACACAGGUGAGAAAGUCCAUGAAUGUGAUAUCUGUGGCUACUCAUGCAUUCAGAAGGUUCACCUUGUGAAUCACAAGAAACGGCAUUUUAACCAAUACAAAUUUGAGUGUAACAUGUGUGGUAAGGGUUUCCACACAAAUACAGAGCUACAGGGACAUAAGAAUGUGCACACUGGUGACCGUCCAUAUCAAUGUGAUAUUUGUGGCAAAGCAUAUCCAUCUAAAACAAAUAUGAUGGGGCAUAAGCGAGCCCACCACCCAGACUCAAGACAGGACCCCAAGCGUUAUCAGUGCGAGACCUGUUGCAAGUCUUUCACAUACAAACGCUCUCUACUACUUCAUAUUCGGAGCCACAAUGGGGAGAGCAACUUUCUUUGUGAUGUGUGUGGUAAGGCUCUUACGAGCAAUGAGACACUCAGAGCUCAUCGUCGGAUUCACACUGGUGAAAAACCAAAUGUGUGUGCUAUGUGUGGUAAAGCAUUCAGCAAAGCAAGCUACCUGAAAGUGCACCAGCGCACACACACUGGUGAGCGGCCCCAUCACUGUGAUCAAUGUGGAAAGACAUUCACGCAGCGCUCAACACUUGUUAUUCAUCAGCGUUACCACACGGGACAGAGACCAUACCAAUGCCAGAUCUGUUAUAAAGGUUUUGUGUCUAAAACUCUGCUUAAAACACAUCAAACUUCCCACAAUGUCUCUAAUCUGAACCACAUAUUCUAA
This is a messenger RNA of Zootermopsis nevadensis, 1134 nucleotides long. The record is from RefSeq and is a predicted model, not a curated record. NCBI's taxonomy places the organism in Eukaryota, Metazoa, Arthropoda, Insecta, Blattodea, Termopsidae.